AUGUCUAACAUUCGACUCCCAUCUGAAGUCCAAUCUGCGCUGCGGGGGUCGAGCCAGUCCGUUAAAAGGGCCGCUUCCCGCGCUCUAGCAAAAGAAUCAACAUGGGAGGAUGCACAGGAGCUGUACGGGAGGGUGAAGUUUACCGAGUUGUCUUGGACACGCCUGCUACCGCUCACGCUCAGGUUGCUAGAUGAAGCAAGGCUCCCUGCAGAGAACAAGUCAGAGGAACAGAUCAAGGCUUGCACGGAAAUAGCUUGGUGGAUUGUAUCCGCAUUGGCAAACAUGGACUUGACAGUGGUUUCGACGCCGUGGCAGGGAACGAUAUGGCCGAAACUUUUCCCUUGGCUAGUGAUGCUCUCCGAUACCAACGCAGAGGCAAUAAUGGGAACGGAAGCUACGGAGGCGUCUAUCGCUUGCCUCGCCGCAAUGUGUCAUUUCGCGGUCACGGAUGCGGCCAGCGCUUCAGCAAUCGCAACGCCCGGCUGUCUGCGGUUAAUCGUUGCGAGCUGGAAAAGAUGCUGUUUACCCAAGAAUCGGGAGAAGCAAAUAACCGGCUAUGCACUCGGAACUGUGUAUCAUUUGCUUAUGAAGGCAGACACUGCCCCGACCAGCGAAAUUAUCGAGGCUUGCGGACUAAGAGCGAAUGAUAUCGCGCAGAUGACGAGUCACACGUUAGAGACAGCGCGCAGGAACUGGGGCGGAAACAUCGUACCCUUCUUCAUCCUAGCGACGACGACAUUCUGGAUUGCAUGUGACAGGUCGCUCGACUCAAUCGACCUGAGACGAGCGUGGGUCAAACGAGGGACGUUGUCGGAGACAUGUCGAGUGCUGGACCACAUCGUGAACUCGAAUUACAACUCGCAAGUUGGGUUAGCGUUGGUCAAACUGAUUCAUCGAAUGACUUGGAAAACGGGUGCGGGUGCAUGGGCCAUCGCUAUUGAGGGAGGCAUUAUUGAAAGCACCGCCAUGUUGUUGGACCGGAGUAACGACAGAGAGCGUAAGAAGACUCUCGAGCUAGCGCGGGCAAUAUUGUUCGGCGGGGUAGGGAUGGUACUGUGGGACACGAGAGUGGUUGAUGCGUUGAGGAACAGAAUGACUUCUUUCAGGAAGGCGACAAUGCUUCCGGUUUUCGCUGUCACAGAAUCUACUUGCCAAUGGCAGGCGUUGUGGGAAGAGUUCGCGGGUCGCACGGUCCGUUACCAUUUGUUGAUGGGCGAGGAGCGGCGAAGGAUGUGUGCAAAGUGCGGUAUCAUAGUGGAAGGCAGUGGACUGAAACGGUGUGGGGGAUGUAUAUGCACCUACUAUUGCGACAAGGCGUGUCAACGCAAUGAUUGGAAACGACACAAAGAAGAGUGCGCGGCAAGAGCACAAAACAGAGCAUACGCUCAGGACAUGGGUCUGAACUCCGAAUCAAGGGAAUUCAUUCGACGUGUCAUGGCAUUUGAUCUUCGUGCGAUACCAGACAAAGUUAGGUCAGAUGUCAUACGACAAGCGCGAGGAGAGGAUGUGGUACUGGUCCACGACUACCGGAGCAGCAUUAUCAUAAUCGACGUAGCCGACACCGACUCGUGUAUGAGGGAGGGCCUCUUUGAAAGUGCAGGGGGGCAGACCCGCAAAUGCGGAAGUACAGCAGAGGGCGAUUGCGUGUGGAUGGUCCCCAGAUAUAGCACACAAGAGAUGAAUCUCAACUGGUGGAGGACAUUGGACGACGAGAAGGUCGAGACAAUUUUUCAUUAG
This is a messenger RNA of Mycena indigotica, 1737 nucleotides long. RefSeq names its product MYND-type domain-containing protein. NCBI's taxonomy places the organism in Eukaryota, Fungi, Basidiomycota, Agaricomycetes, Agaricales, Mycenaceae. The transcript is spliced from 5 exons. The coding region runs from base 1 to 1737 and encodes 578 amino acids. The record is from RefSeq and is a predicted model, not a curated record.